CGUGAUGUACCUGUUUCCUGUCAUGAGUCAGCUGACCUGAAGCAAACCAAUUGGAUUGCGGCUCUCAGGAAGACAAACUGAAGUCACGCGGCAACUGUUACAAGUCUACAUGUGUUCAGAGACAAGAUACAUACAUGAAUACCGAGGUGUCGGUUCUGUACUUUGCAAAAAGUGCCGAAUUAACGGGGCUUAAAUCGGAGAAUAUAACUAUUCCGUCAAAUACAACCUCUCUACAACUGUGGCAGGACUUGGAGAAGAGACAUCCAAGACUCUCUGUGUUACGGGAUCAGGUGGUGCUGGCAGUGCGUCAGGAGUACGUGCCUCUUGGUGAACAGCCCUUGACCCUCAGACAGGGGGACGAGGUGGCAAUUAUACCGCCCCUUAGUGGAGGGUAGAGGAAUUAUUGAGGUAUGGCUGAAGAUGGAGGUCAAGAUCUGAUUACGCUAACAACUGACAAGCUUUCUGCUGAUGCUGUUUCUGAAUCUGUAACGUGUGCCUCCUGUGGAGCUAUUUCUCUGUUUAUUGGGACUACCAGAGAUAAUUUUGAGGGCAAGAAUGUGAUACGGCUUGAAUAUGAAGCGUACAUUCCAAUGGCA
Molecule: messenger RNA, 596 nt
Organism: Myxocyprinus asiaticus (Chinese sucker)
Lineage: Eukaryota; Metazoa; Chordata; Actinopteri; Cypriniformes; Catostomidae
Gene: mocs2
Product: molybdopterin synthase sulfur carrier subunit
Exons: 5
Coding region: 135-395 (86 amino acids)
Biological process (GO): Mo-molybdopterin cofactor biosynthetic process
Cellular component (GO): cytosol
Source: RefSeq, a predicted model, not a curated record